ACAUUAUUGUUAUGUAAUGGUUGAGGAGAUUGAAAGAAAAAAGAAACAAAAGGAGGAUCGAGCGGCCAUUGGGAGAGAGACAGUUUUAGGAAGAGGGACACAGUUAGGUUGUGUUGGAGGCCCUUCUUCUUUACCUCCAUAUCGUCCCACUCAGUUUGCUACUGUUGGUGCUUCCGUUUUUGCUUCUGCUUCUAUAAGUGGCAGUGCCACCGCCACUUCUCAUGCUCCUACCACUAGUAGUUGUAGUGGGAAUGUUACCAUUGGACCUAGGAUUCGUAAAUCUAGGUUAGAUUCCUUCUUUGUGCCUCGCACUACUCCUGGGUCCCAACCGUCGCUUGAGGGGAUGGGUUGAAACAAGGAGGUCCAUGAUGCUGCUAAAAUGGCAAUUGGCAGGUUUUGGAGCUACAGCUGUAUUCCAUUCUUUGUAGCCAGGUCUCCUUAUUGGCAACAAAUGGUUGAUGCCAUUACCAUAUGCGGGGCGGGGUUCAAAGCCCCUAGUGAGAGUGAUUUGAGGGGACCCAUUUUGUCUCAAAUGGUGGAUGAUGUGAAAAAGGAUUUAGAUGAACAACCCCACAUAUGGAGCACUAAAGGUUGCACCAUCAUGACUGAUGGUUGGACGGAUAGGAGAAAUAGAACUCUUCUUAAUUAUCUUGUUUCUUCCGCAGGGGGCACCGUUUUCAUCAAGUCCAUUGAUGCCUCCGCCCAUUGCAAGAAUGCCACCUACCUAUGUGAGCAGAUAGAGGAGGUGAUUGAAGAUGUGGGUGAGGAGAACGUGGUACAGGUGGUGACCGACAAUGCAGCAAAUUAUGUUGCUGCGGGUAGACUAUUGAUGGAGAGGCACCCAUCUAUAGUUUGGACUCCAUGUGCUGCUCAUUGCAUUGACCUCAUGUUGGAGGAUAUUGGAAAAAUCCCAUGGGUCAAGAGAUGUGUAGAAAGGGCAAGAAAUGUCUGCAAAUUUGUAUAUAAUCAUUCAUGGGUGUUGGCUCUUAUGAGACAAUACACAGAGCAGAAGGAGUUGCAUCGUCCAGGAAUCACAAGAUUUGCCACAAACUUCCUCACAUUGUAGUCCAUGCUUAGGUCUAAGCCUGCCUUGAGACGUAUGAUUGUUGGUGAGGAGUGGUCUUCCUCAUCCUAUGCUACCACCCCUGCAGGGAUAGAGAUGGCAGACUGCAUUUUUGAUGAGCAAGGCUUUUGGGUCCCUUGUGAUGAGAUAGUGAAGUUUGUUAAGCCCUUGGUGGUUUUGUUGCGAGUUGCGGAUGGAGAUAAGCCCGCAAUGGGCUCUAUAUAUGAGGGCAUGGAUAGGGCGAAGGAGGCCAUCAAAUUCGUCUAUGGAGCAGAUGAGAGCAAGUAUGGUCCCAUUUGGGAGAUCAUUGAUAGGAGAUGGCAUCAUCAGCUACAUAGGCCCAUCCAUGCGGCAGCCUAUUAUCUGAAUCUGGCAUUCCGUUUUAUCCCUUCUUUCAAGGCUGAUGCGGAGGUCCUUAAUGGGCUAUAUGCAAUCAUGGAGAAGGUGGGACCUGCUGGUACUUCUCAGAUAGACCUUUUUCGAGAGCUACAGAUGUUCUCAGAUGCACAAGGGGAGACCUUCUCUCGUCCUGUCGCCAAAGACGGUAGGACAACUAUGAUGCCAGAUCAUUGGUGGAACUUUUUUGGCCCAGAGACACCAAAUGUUCAAAAGUUGGCCAUUCGUAUCUUGAGCCAACCAUGUAGCGCAUCAGGUUGUGAGCGCAAUUGGAGUAUGUUUGAGCACAUACACUCCAAGAGGCACAAUAGAUUAUCUGUGGAGAAGAUGAAUGAUCUCAUCUUUGUUCACUACAACCUCCGCCUGAGAAUGAGAAAGAAUGCAACAGUUGACAUGUCUCCUAUCAUUCUAGAUGAGGUUGAUCUUGAAGCAGAGUGGGCCAAUGAGAAUCAAACAGCUCCUGGGACUCCUGUAGCUGUAUUUAGUGAUGAUGACAUUGAUUGGAUCGACCAGGUAGAUAUAGAGGCUGAGGCUGGAGCCAUGGCAGAGGAGGAGCAGAGAACACGAGCAGAGACAGGAAAUAAUGAGACUUGGAGUGACACAGCUGUUCCUGAUGUUGGUGAGCAUGACACAGCUGUUCCUGAUGUUGGUGAGCAUGGCAUGGUGUCACAGGGAGCAACUAUGGCUGCUGAAUCAUCCAGGACCUACUUUAAACGCCUUCGUAGGGGGCCAGGGCGAGAGGGUGCACGGCCAUCUCAGCCAUAGGCUUGUACACUUGUAGUUGUAUUUGGUUUUACUAUUUACCUUUGGUAUUUGUAUGAAACAUUUGAUGAUGAUCAUAUGAU
Messenger RNA from Cryptomeria japonica (Japanese cedar), 2304 nucleotides. RefSeq lists its product as uncharacterized. Bases 1070 to 2224 code for a protein of 384 amino acids. The transcript has 6 exons. Gene Ontology annotation, molecular function: protein dimerization activity. NCBI's taxonomy places the organism in Eukaryota, Viridiplantae, Streptophyta, Pinopsida, Cupressales, Cupressaceae. The record is from RefSeq and is a predicted model, not a curated record.